AUGGAUUUAUUCAAUCACGUCUCAGAGCAAAUGGUGCAAUUGGGCGAAAGCCUGAAGGAAAGUGUUCCUCGUGAAGUGCGAUACUUUUUAGGCGCAGGAGCAGCUGUUGUUGGGAUUUACUACUACAGGAAAUAUAUUCAAGGAGGCCAGUUUAGGAAGGAUCAUGUGAAAAUGGACGGGAAAGUUGUGAUUAUAACAGGAGGAAAUACAGGAAUUGGAAAGGAAACCGCGAUGGAUUUGGCAAGGAGAAAUGCCAAAAUCUACUUGGCGUGCAGAGAUCGCGAUCGUUGCGAAGCUGCGCGACAAGAAAUCAUCGAGAAAACAGGAAACACAAAGAUUUACAAUCGUCAUCUUGACUUAACAACUCUCAAAUCAGUGAGAGAAUUCGCUGAAGAUUUCGUGAAGGAAGAAGAAAAGCUUGAUGUUCUUAUUAAUAAUGCUGGAGUUCUCUAUGUUCCUCACUCUAUAACUGAAGAUGGUUGUGAAAUAACAAUGCAGAUCAACCACUUGUCGCACUUUCUGCUGUCUCAUCUUCUGCUUGAACCCCUGAAGAAAGCUCUGCAAGGGAGAAUCGUGAAUGUUUCAAGUCUCGGUUACAGAAAUGCAAAGAUUGACAAGAAUGAUCUGCAUUUCGAGAAUUCCAGUCCAACAGGUUUAAUACGCUAUGCAAAUUCUAAACUCGCCAUCAUUCUCACAGUUCAACGCUUAGCCAAGGAAUUGAAAGGAACCAAUGUGACGGUUAACAGUCUGCAUCCUGGAUAUAUUCAAACGACAAUUACUCCACGAAAUACAGGAGUCUCAAAGAUAGCAAGAUGCAUUAUUAAAAUAAUUCAUCCGCUUUUGAUGACUUUCUUUGGGAAAACAAGAAAAUCCGGCGCUCAGACGACAAUUCGAUGCGCCGUUGAUCCUGAAUUGUCCACAGUUUCUGGAAAAUACUUCAUCGAUUGUGAAGAAGUUCAGGACCAGAAAAUGGCAUUUCAAGCUAAAGAUGGGGAAAUCAGUGAAUUCAUUUGGCGAGAAAGUCUGCGUCUGGCCAAGAUUCCCAGUGAUUUUAUUUACAGCAAGUAA
Messenger RNA from Phlebotomus argentipes, 1068 nucleotides. Its product is annotated as retinol dehydrogenase 11-like. The transcript is spliced from 4 exons. NCBI's taxonomy places the organism in Eukaryota, Metazoa, Arthropoda, Insecta, Diptera, Psychodidae. Bases 1 to 1068 code for a protein of 355 amino acids. The record is from RefSeq and is a predicted model, not a curated record.